AUGUCCGAUAUCAAACCAGAAAAUACUUCUGGGGAGGCAUCGUUCUCCGUAGACAAGUCCAUUGAGAAUCUCAUCUCUACCUUCAAUGAACUCAACAGCAACGUGAUCGAUGAGUUUCACGAUGAGCCCAGUCCGCUCGAGUUCAUGCGAUACGUCGCUCGCAACACACCCUUCGUCGUAAGACGCGGGGCUUCCUCGUGGAAAGCAUGUCGCGAGUGGAACUCUGCGUAUCUGCUCUCCGCCCUAAAGGGCCAAUAUGUGAACGUUGCUGUCACGCCACAUGGUAAUGCUGACAUGCCUACCGUUCAUCCUGGGGAGGAGUCUCUGGUCUUUGCUAAACCUCACUAUGAGGACCAGCCUUUCGAAGAGUUACUCGAGUAUGUAGCUCGCCAGGAGACGGACCCUGAAUUUCCUGUCGAUGCUGAAGUCCGAUAUGCACAAACUCAGAAUGACAAUCUCCGUGACGAGUAUAUAAGUCUAUUCUCAGAUGUACCAAAAGAUGUUCCUUUCGCAAGAAUAGCGCUCGACAAAGAUCCUGAUGCUGUCAAUCUGUGGAUUGGAAACUCCAAGUCAGUAACGGCCAUGCACAAGGACAACUACGAGAACAUAUAUGUUCAAGCCUUGGGAAGAAAGCACUUUGUUCUACUACCUUCACUCUGCCAUCCUUGUGUCAACGAGCAGCCCCUGAAGCCUGCAACAUACAAGCGAGGAGACAAUGGCAUGCAGCUUGAGAUGGACUCUAAUAAAGAGUCUGUCCCUUUUGCUAUUUGGGACCCCGAUAGGCCUGAGCAGAACGCUACAAAGUUUUCACAUCUUGCUCGACCUCUGCGAGUAACACUGAAUCCUGGAGACAUGCUAUAUCUUCCAGCUAUGUGGUAUCACAAAGUUUUGCAAUCAUGCGGCGAAGAGGAUGAAGGGUUCGUCCUUGCUGUCAAUUACUGGUAA
Molecule: messenger RNA, 945 nt
Organism: Fusarium coffeatum
Lineage: Eukaryota; Fungi; Ascomycota; Sordariomycetes; Hypocreales; Nectriaceae
Exons: 4
Coding region: 1-945 (314 amino acids)
Molecular function (GO): 2-oxoglutarate-dependent dioxygenase activity
Source: RefSeq, a predicted model, not a curated record